AAGACCCGAAUUACCAUGAAACGAGACCAACCGCGUUGGGUAUUGGCUUUACUGUUAUUUUUGGUUCAACUGAUAAGCUGUCUCUCCGUAGGACUUGGUGUUUGCAAGAAAAUCGAAGAAACUCUACAAUGUUGUACAAAUUAUCGACAAUUUGGCGACUUCUGCGUACCCUGUGAAAUAGGAACAUAUGGAGAUAACUGUACAGGAGGACCAUGUGUCAAAGGAUUCUAUGGAUUUGGAUGUCUGAGUAAAUGUAAAUGUACUUCUGAACAGUACUGUGACAGGAAGAUUUGGUGUGUUAAUGAUACAAGCAAGGGAAGAACUGGAUUGAAUGAACGGUCAUACAUUAGUACAGUUGUUGCUGUUAUAAUGGGAGUAAUUCUCAGUGUCGGGUCAAUUCUAGCCAUCAUUGUUUUCUUUUACAAUGAGAGAUUAAAGUUUCUUCACCAGUAUUUAAGAAGAUUUGGAACAAACCGGAUUAUUAACAAUGCAACUCAGGAAUCGGAGCAAGAAGACUACUCUCAUAUGACAAAGGCCACAAACAACUACAACGUGCUUCUUUUCAAUGGAAAAAUUAACAAAGUCUCCAGAGUAUACGCCACAGACGAGGAAGGCAGUUAUGAUCAAAUUGGUGCCUUCACCAACGGUCAUACGGUAGAGUCCUGA
Molecule: messenger RNA, 666 nt
Organism: Saccostrea cuccullata (small rock oyster)
Lineage: Eukaryota; Metazoa; Mollusca; Bivalvia; Ostreida; Ostreidae
Exons: 6
Coding region: 16-666 (216 amino acids)
Source: RefSeq, a predicted model, not a curated record